Messenger RNA from Aricia agestis (brown argus), 432 nucleotides. Its product is annotated as histone H4. The transcript is spliced from 3 exons. The record is from RefSeq and is a predicted model, not a curated record. NCBI's taxonomy places the organism in Eukaryota, Metazoa, Arthropoda, Insecta, Lepidoptera, Lycaenidae. Gene Ontology annotation, biological process: nucleosome assembly. Gene Ontology annotation, cellular component: nucleosome. Gene Ontology annotation, molecular function: protein heterodimerization activity; DNA binding; structural constituent of chromatin. Bases 84 to 395 code for a protein of 103 amino acids.
CUCAACAGCUCGUGGUGAUCGGACGUGCGUGCGCGUUCGUUCUGUAAUAGAUAUUAUAUUGUCUGUGAAACACCGUCGUCAAGAUGACCGGUCGCGGUAAGGGAGGAAAAGGUCUGGGAAAAGGAGGAGCCAAGCGUCACAGGAAGGUACUUCGUGAUAACAUCCAAGGUAUUACGAAGCCGGCUAUCCGUCGUUUGGCGCGCAGAGGUGGCGUGAAGCGUAUCAGCGGUCUGAUAUACGAAGAGACCCGUGGUGUGUUGAAGGUGUUCUUGGAGAAUGUCAUCCGCGAUGCCGUCACAUACACGGAGCACGCCAAGAGGAAGACUGUCACCGCUAUGGAUGUCGUGUACGCUCUGAAACGCCAGGGCCGCACUCUGUACGGUUUUGGCGGUUAAUUAUGUGUUUCACACAUUAUGUCCUUAUUAUUAUUAU